GCUGGUAGCGCUGAAUGGCGUAGGAUCCAUAAAAUCAGCUGUUUUUGUUUUAGCAAAAAGAAAAGGAAAAUUCUCACAAGAACAUAUUUCAAUGAAUUGCGUGAAAUCGCGGAAGUAGUCAACGAAUAGUUUUCCGUAGUUCAGUUUAGUGCUGGAAUUGGAGUGAAGAUCUCCAGCGAAUGAUCUCUUUCCGGGUGUUCUUUGGGUGAUGAAAUUCGCAAAAUGGAUCCGCUAAAAACACCAACAAAGAAUUCCAAGGCGUCCGGAAGCAGCAUUCCGCUCACGAUUCGCUUCAAUGCCAACGAGGAGAGCAUCUGCGAGUUCAUGAAGCCAGCCGAGAGGGCGGAGAGUCUCUCGGGGAGUCCCCAGAACACGGACGAAAAUAGCUGGCGACGUGACUUUCUGCAAGGUGGCUUCUUCAAUCGCAAGCGCUCCGGCAGUCCGGACAGCCAGGCGUCCGGGCUGCUGUCCUCGUCCGAGGGCAACACCUGGAAGCUCAUCAAGGGCAAGGUGACACAAGCCAUGGAGGACAUCAAAGCCCCAAGGCAGGAGAUCCCACCGAAAACCUCGAGUGACGCUGGUGUUGACGAUUUGGAGUCGGAUUUGGACUCGAUGACCGUCAACAGUUCUGUUAGCGAGGAGUUUUGCGAGGCUCAGACCUCCCGCGAUAUGGCGAAGCGCAUUGUCGGCAAGACAAAUGAUUCCGACAGUGAGAAUGACGUUGACUCAGACAUUCUCAAUCUCGAUCAGGACGCCAAGGUGACGGGAAAGCGCUCUCCAGCGCCAAAAGCAUCUUCCAACAAUGCCAAGAAGUCUCUCAUGGCGAAGUUCAACAAGACCAAGAGGAGCGACGAAGCCGCAUCGCUGUCCUUCCUGCGGCGUCGGCGUGUGGAGGCCGGCGCAAAGGUUGAAAAGCCACCGGUGGAGAUUGAGUCAGGCGUGGAGAUGCUGGAGGACAUGAUUCUGCCGUCUGAGCAAGAAGUGCCACCGCCUCCAGUGGAGAGUCAACAGAGUGCAUCGAAUUCAUCGACAUCGCCCAACGAGGACACAUCCAUCGUCGCUCCACAGUCCAAUCCAGUGCCAACAUUGAGAGAGGAAACGAAGCCCACAACGUUAGAUUUACUCCGCACUUUUCUAUCGCAUCUCUACGCCCAGCGCAACUUCACGAUCGCCUGCGGUCUGCUGCUGCUCUGCGUCCUGGCGCCCAUCCCACCCUUCAUGCAGGGCGUCUUGGCGUGCCUGUUCGCCAUGCUCUCCCUCACAACACUGUACGACAUCGCCGUGGAGCUCGUGAGUGCGUCGCUGGCGAAGAGUGGCGGUCCCGAGAGGGGUGAAUUCGCUAUUCCUGACUUUGAGAGCAUGCCAAUAUGUCAGGUUCCUGCAGUUGAGGAGCAUAAAUCUCUGAAAACAUACACGGGUUGGAUGAAUGAGAUUAACAACUACGAUCCUGCCAAUUAUCACAUUUCCAUGACAAGGAGUGUCUUUGUGAAGCUUGAUGGGUCAAAUUUGAGAAUUUCCAGUGCGGCCGAUCGUGUGCCGAAGCGUUCAAUGUGGAAUGAACAGCCGAUUGAUAAGAAUUCGAUAAGCUUCAUCAAGCAUCGGUUUUACAAUCUUUUGGGGUGUCGCAUUGAAAUGUGUCCCAAAGGAUUGGCCAGGAAGAGGUAUUUCAGUCGAAAAUAUCCCAUCCAAUUGACAAUUUCGCAGUCAAAAGUGGAGCUGAAUCAGGAGAAUUUUGGCGCGGAUGAAGUCAGCAAGGCAAUUGUGAACUCAAUCACUGAGGAAUUGGUGACGAAUCACUUUGCUGAUGCUGAAGAGAAGGGCGGCGGUGAGAAGACUGGAAGCAACAGCUACAAUAAUGAUCUCGGAAGCACGAUAAUGAACUUCAAUGUGGACUCUGUGACGCAGAUGACGGAGCAGAGUGAUGCGACGCUGAAAGAGGCGCCCAGUGGUGAUGAUGUGAGAUUGCUCCUGUUCGCCCGGUGCGAUCGCGAGAAGGAGGAUUGGUUUAGGCGCUUCUCGGCAGCGAGUAGUGGGUCUGUGGUGGAUUCUGAUUGUCACAUUCCGGACAUGGUGAUGCUGACGGACGAUGAGGUGGUGAGCAUAAAGCUGGCGAGCAGUCUGGAUCUGAAUCAGCCGGGAGAGAAUUCUGAUGAGAAAACCAAUGGACCGGAUGUAGCGAAAAUGGCGGAGAAGAAUGGCAAGGAGACUGAAGGCGCUGGAAGUCACAGGAGCAGCAUUGCGUCUGCUUAUGAGGGACUUUUGAUAACAACCUGUGCAACAAGAGGACCUGUUGACUAUCUGAAAUUCAUGUCGAAAUAUCAGCAAGCUUGUUCUUUAAGUAAUACACCCAAUUAUCGUCCCACUCCUGAAUCAAGUAGCAAGAAAAAUCGCCGUGAGAGGAAAGAGGAUGAAUUGUGGAGAGGAAUUGAUCAGAGUCUCUUUCUGGGACCGUCAGGAAGUGUCGUGUGGGCGAAUGUGCUGGUCGGGAGGAUACUCUUCAGCUGUCUCACCGAUGCUGUGCUGCAGGAGAAAAUCCAGGAGUUCCUGCAGAAGAAGCUGAGCGCAAUAAAACUGCCCGGAUUCAUGGAGGAUGUGAAUAUUGCUCAAAUCUACCUGGGCGACAAGCCGCCACUGAUCCACAAAGUGUCUCAGCCGAUGCUGGAUGAGCGAGGGACGUGGAUUGACGCGGACAUCACGUAUGAGGGACUGAUGCACAUGACCAUCACCACGAAACUCAAUUUGAUGAGGCUCAGGCGACAGCAGCAGAACUCAGGAGGUGAUCUCGGUGUCAUUGUGCCGGACUCAAUUGGCCUGACGAAUGGAUCGUCGUGUGCAAUCUAUGACAGUGACGCUGAGAGCACAGGUGGCUCGAGUUCGGAGUCUGAGAGUCAGCCACCGGCGAAGCCAGAGAAUGUCGCAGACACGCAGCAGUCAUUCUCGUCGGGGAGCAGCAGGAAGUUCCUGCGAAUUGUGGACAGAAUCACAGCGUCCAAUCUCUUCCAAUCGGCCACGGAGAUCUCGUACAUUCAGCGUGCCAUGGAGAAUAUGAGCACGAAGUUGACACUGAGGGCAGAAUUGAAGGGUCUGGUGGCCAGGGUGACGAUUAAUCUACCACCGCCGCCGUCGGACAGGAUCUGGAUUGGCUUCCGUGGUCCGCCGCGCAUGUGGAUCACGGCGAAACCCACCGUGGGCGAUCACACAUUCGACUGGAGUAUUGUUACGAAUAUUAUUGAGAGCAAAUUGUGUGAGGAAGUGUAUAAGUAUCUCGUGUACCCAAAUAUGGUUGACAUUAUUGUGCCCUUCCUGGGACAGUCGACCUAUCAGGAAAUGUAAGUUGUCUUAUGAUAUUUAUAAUAUUUAUUGCAAUUUGCCACAAUUUAUUACCAGUGUUGCCCAAAAGAUAUUUAUUUUGGAAUGAAGCCUAGAGAAUUUGGUGUUUCAACAAGACGAAUUUAUCAGUUGUAUUUUGUUCUCCCUCUUUAUCAAAAUGUCUCUAAAAUACCUUUAGAAUUGCGCCUGAAAGGUUUGAAUGUACAAAGAAGAAGAAGAAAAAAUAACUAAACUUUCCAACUGCUGGAUUUCGAAAUAUUCGAUCCAUAAUUCUUUCCACCUUCAUAUGAUGUUUUUUCCUGUUUUCUUUCCCGAAGAGGACGCACGUCGCCAGAGCGAUGAUGCGAUCAUGUUUGUGCACUUGUGGAUGAUGAGAGUGCGUUAGAUGAAAUUUGUAGCUAUUUUGUGAAUAUUGAUAUGGCAUAUUUGCCUCUGUGUAUUAAAUAAAUGAGAAAUAUCAUGAUAGAAACUGUGGCUGUAAAUGUUUUUUGAAACAAAUUUAAACAUGAUAGAACACCUAAAGAACAUUUUAGUUAAUCCAAUUUAUUUCUAUACUAUAUUUUAUUACACCCUUAGACAAGUAAAUAUGUAGUUUUUGUGAGUUACCCUGUAUAUUUUCAGUUAAAAUACACUAUUUGCAAUAUGUUGAGCUUUAUUGAAUUUGCGCAUUUUUCUCACUUUCCAUUUGAUGUCAUUUAAGCUAGGAAUUUUCUUGUUCUUUUUUUUCUCUCCUUCUUUAAAUUGUAAAUAUGAUAAUGAGACCAUCGUGAUUUCUUUUCACUUGUCUUUUCUAUGGCCUUUUUAUCAUCAAUUUUGCGGCAGCACAUUGAAUAUGCUCGUGAGUAAUCAAAGUGAAUUAUAAAUCAGUUGGAAAAGUGUAAAAUAGGAAGUUUUUCCCUUGUGGUAAAAUGUGUUGAACUUGCGCUGUUCUUUAAUUUAACGACUUUCUUUUGUUUUCUAUAAUUUUCCUCUGAUCUCUCCCAGGUAAUUAAGAAAGACGGUAAGGCAACAUGAAAGAAAAGUUGUACAAACUUUCUGGAAAACUGUUUGACUUUAGCGAAUGUUUAGUUAGUUUUCAGUGUAACUGUGGUUCUUUUGGCUUAUAAAAGGGAUUUUCCUCUGCAACACUUCAUCACAGUGUGAUUUUACAUUUUGCACUGGGUGGAAUUUUCCAGUGAGAGCAAUAGAGAAAUGGAGCCGGAUAUUAAGAUAAUGUCUGUUGUGAAGAAUCACAUGGAAUUCUGUGGUGUGAUUGUCGGUUCGCCCCUGAAGCAGCGCAUUAUGAGCACCUUCACCGUGCUUUCGCUGAUUUAUUUCUCAGCACCGCAGGUUA
Molecule: messenger RNA, 4663 nt
Organism: Phlebotomus argentipes
Lineage: Eukaryota; Metazoa; Arthropoda; Insecta; Diptera; Psychodidae
Product: testis-expressed protein 2
Exons: 7
Coding region: 223-3333 (1036 amino acids)
Cellular component (GO): endoplasmic reticulum
Molecular function (GO): lipid binding
Source: RefSeq, a predicted model, not a curated record